GGAAUUGUCGGUGCUGGAUAAUUACAAAACCCCUGGUGAAAAAAUGAAUUGUUUGUGUACCACGUACGACUUGGUUUUUGCUGAAAUUAAAACGGCGAUGGUAGCGGUGAUUUCGCAGAAUUCUGAAAAAGAGAAUGAAAUUCCUGUGAUUGACAACAGAGACAUUUUGCCGGUAUUGAUGGUCGUUAUAAUCAAAUCUAAGUUGUCGCACGUUUUUAGUAAUUUAUUUUACGUUAAAUCGUUUUAUCAUACAAUGGACGAUAAUCGUGUAAUCAGCGACAUUUUUCGUUCGUUUGAGAAGGCGGUGCACGAAGUGGCUAAAACAGACACGCGAGACGUGCAACCAGGGGCUGCUAAAAUGAUACAAAGCAUAGAUCUGGAGGAAUACAUGAAGAUAACUCUGUCUGACGAAGAUCAAUCACGAAGAACUCUAGUGGAUGAAGCCAACCACCGCGCGUUGAAUUUAAUAACAAAAUCUACCGUUGAUCACGACUUUGUUUAA
Zophobas morio is the source of this 502-nucleotide messenger RNA. RefSeq lists its product as uncharacterized. Bases 44 to 502 code for a protein of 152 amino acids. The transcript has 3 exons. NCBI's taxonomy places the organism in Eukaryota, Metazoa, Arthropoda, Insecta, Coleoptera, Tenebrionidae. The record is from RefSeq and is a predicted model, not a curated record.